AUGGACGUCAAAAAUGCUUUCUUGAAUGGUACUAUUGAUGAAACAGUGUACAUGCACCAACCUCCCGGGUUUAGGGACCCCAAUAAUCCCUCACAUGUAUGCCUUCUUGAUAAGGCUCUCUACGGUCUCAAGCAAGCACCACGGGCGUGGUAUCGUCGGUUUGCUAAUUUCGACGCCACCAUUGGAUUUAUUCAUAGCAAAUCCGAUCACUCACUAUUCAUCUAUUGUCAUGGCAAAGAGGUUGCCUACAUUCUUCUCUACGUCGACGAUAUCAUUCUCACGGCCUCCUCCAAAUCUCUUCGGUUAUCCAUCAUGGCCAAACUCAAGGCCGAAUUUGCAAUGAAGGAUCUUGGCUUACUCAACUCCUUUCUUGGCAUUUCGGUAACUCAUCACAGCAAUGGUCUUUUCCUCUCCCAAAAGUCAUAUGCUGAAGAAAUUAUUGCAAAAGCAAACAUGUCCUCAUGUAAUCCAUCUUCCACCCCAGUAGACUCCAAAGCUAAGCUAAGCGCCACAUCGGGCUCCCCCAUCGAAGACCCCACUCUAUACCGCAGCUUGGCAGGGGCGUUGCAGUACCUUACCUUCACCCGCCCCGACAUCUCGUACGCCGUCCAACAAGUCUGCCUUUUUAUGCAUGACCCGAGGCAGGAACACUUGCAAGCUCUACGCCGAAUUCUUCGAUACUUAAAAGGCACACUUAAACACGGGCUUCACUUGUAUCCUUCAUCCAUUUCAGCUCUAAUCUCAUACACCGACGCCGACUGGGGUGGCUGCCCAGACACACGGCGUUCCACCUCCGGCUACUGUGUCUUCCUCGGCGAUAACCUCAUCUCUUGGUCCGCGAAAUGCCAGCCAACUUUAUCUCGGUCCAGUGCCGAGGCCGAAUACCGCGGAGUUGCAAAUGUGGUGGCUGAAUCGUGCUGGCUUCGCAACCUCCUGCUCGAAUUAAGGUGCCCAAUUCGCAAGGCCACGGUGGUUUAUUGCGAUAAUGUAAGUGCCGUCUACCUCUCCGGCAACCCCGUUCAACACCAACGAACAAAGCACAUCGAAAUGGACAUACAUUUCGUCCGAGAAAAGGUUAGCCGAGGUCAAGUUAGAGUGCUUCAUGUUCCCUCCCGCUACCAAAUCGCUGACAUAUUCACAAAAGGACUGCCACAACUCCUUUUCGAAGACUUCCGAGACAGCCUUAGCGUUCGUUUACCUCCCGCUACGACUGCGGGGGUGUAUUAG
Messenger RNA from Chenopodium quinoa (quinoa), 1227 nucleotides. RefSeq lists its product as uncharacterized. The record is from RefSeq and is a predicted model, not a curated record. NCBI's taxonomy places the organism in Eukaryota, Viridiplantae, Streptophyta, Magnoliopsida, Caryophyllales, Amaranthaceae. The transcript has a single exon. The coding region runs from base 1 to 1227 and encodes 408 amino acids.